Acaromyces ingoldii is the source of this 533-nucleotide messenger RNA. RefSeq names its product putative small nuclear ribonucleo protein E. Bases 129 to 395 code for a protein of 88 amino acids. The record is from RefSeq and is a predicted model, not a curated record. Gene Ontology annotation, biological process: mRNA splicing, via spliceosome; spliceosomal snRNP assembly. Gene Ontology annotation, molecular function: RNA binding. NCBI's taxonomy places the organism in Eukaryota, Fungi, Basidiomycota, Exobasidiomycetes, Exobasidiales, Cryptobasidiaceae. Gene Ontology annotation, cellular component: U4/U6 x U5 tri-snRNP complex; U5 snRNP; U1 snRNP. The transcript is spliced from 4 exons.
AACAAGCAACGAGGGCGAGCCGCAAGUAAGAAAAGGAGGCCGGGUCAGAUCCAGAGGGCCAGCGUAUUGGCGUUCGCAUCUCGUCUCGGGAAAAAAGGAAGGCCAGCGAGGCGGGAAGGUGGCCCAGCAUGUCGUCGAAACAAAAGGUGAUGGUGCAGCCCAUCAAUGUCAUCUUCCGCUACCUGCAGCAGCAGACGCGGGUGAGCCUCUGGCUCUAUGACAACGAGGAGCUGCGCAUCGAGGGCAAGAUUGUGGGCUUCGACGAGUUCAUGAACGUCGUCAUGGCCGAGGCCGAGGAGGUGCCGAUCAAGAAGGAGUCGGCUGCGCAGCGAAAGACGCUGGGACGCAUCCUGCUCAAGGGAGACAACAUUACGCUCAUCCAGCCCGCUCUGUAGCCGCGUCUUCUUCCCAGGCGCGCUGCCGGGCUCUGAAACUGUACACUAGUCGUAAUCACACGAAGCUUCUUCUUUCAUGCCGCUUCUCGGACCGUAGAGCCUGGUGUCCCAUUCGCGCGCUUGACGCACCCACCGCAC